UGUUGUUCUUAUCGUCUUUCUCAUCUUCGGAAGAUUGCAUUCCAAGGAAGUAUUCUAUGCCUCCCAGUCUGUUUUCCUGUGAUUCCGAGUUUCUUAUGCAAUAUUUCCUUUAAUAUUGAAGUUUAUGUGUCUGUGAUCUGAGAAACUCUCUGCGUCAGACACAUGCCAGUCUGUAACAAAAUUACUCAAGUAUGUUGACAGUAUUCCUAAUGUCAAAUUAAUCAAAAUUUUAAUUUCAUAACAUCUCAUUUCACAAUUUUUUAAAACUAUGUAAAAAAUUAAAUAAUUAAAUUCCCAGUGGAUACUACAGUGAUCAAUUACAAAAUUACCAAUGCAAGAACUGAAAUACGGUAAAAUGAUGUAUCAUCUACUUAGAAUGCUCUAAAAGACAAAAAAAAAAUGAAAAAUUCGUUACUCCAUACAUGUACUGCUUUUUCUUCAUUGGAAAAUAAUACCAAAAACCUAGAAGAACUGCAGCUUACUAAGAACACGCCAAACGAACCAAUCUGCUGUCCACUUUGUCCAACAAUAUCAUGCCUAUUUAAUGAAGAAAAUUUAAAAGCAUACCAUAAUUUAUAUUUGUCGGAAUUACGCAAUAUUCCAUUUUCCCCUUUUCAUCCUAACAUGAAUUAUACGCCUUUAACUCAUAUACUUGAAGAUUAUUUAGUCACAAAUAAACAAUAUUCAACAAUUUCUUGUACUUUGCAUGAAUACAAUACUGAGGAUGAAGAAAAACUUACUCCAAAACCAGACGAUCUAGUACAACAUUGUGAUUUUACUCAAACAUCUCAAGAAACUUUAGAACCAAGUACAUCAAAUAAUUGUUUAUCAGACCGGGAAUUAAGAGGUAGCAAAUUUAUACAGUGUCUUUGUAAAAAAAGAUACGGUCUUCAAGAUUUUUGUGAAAGAACGGGUUGCAUGGGUUCACCAGAGUGCUUGGCAAUUCCUCCCCAUUGCGAACCAAGCAAAUUUGAUAAGACUUUUGUUGGAGAAAGGUGUAGCUAUGUUUCAACACAGAAUUCUUGUAAACUUAUACCAACGGUUCAUGAUUAUGUUGAAUAUUGUGUCAAAUGUUUACAAGGCCAACCUCACCAUGUUUGUAGAACAGAAAAAUUUAUAGUUUUACAUCCUUAAUGCAAUUAUUGUAUCAAAGAUUUUUGGUUAAUACCUAGACACUUAUUUACAGUAGAAAGUGAGAAUAUACAGGGUGAAACCUAAAUGAUAAUUUGUUUUAACUGUGUAUAGAAGUCAUUGAAACAAAUAUCUUUUUCUAAUAACUUUUUUCAAAAAACUUUAACAUAAAGGAAGAUAAAGGAUUAAUAAAAUUAAAUCCCAACAUGGAAUUCCAAUAAAUGAAUAGUCUGUUUGUAUGUUUAUCGGUUUUAAAUUAUUUUUAAAAUAAGACAGUGAAAUUAUUUUUAGUUAAUUCUAUAAAAGACAUAAAU
Messenger RNA from Psylliodes chrysocephalus, 1445 nucleotides. NCBI's taxonomy places the organism in Eukaryota, Metazoa, Arthropoda, Insecta, Coleoptera, Chrysomelidae. The record is from the annotation of a GenBank genome assembly.